UGAGGGGGAGCUGUGCGGAGUUGGGGGUGAGGGAGGAGAGGUGUACGGUUAUGGAUCUUGCAGAGUUAAAAGACAACCCCCGCGAAUGGUGGCCAGCAGAAAAGGUCGCCGAAGUCGUCAAGAAGCACGCAGAGGAAGUUCAAGCCGACGUCAUAAUAACGUUCGACUCCGGCGGCGUCUCAGGCCACCUCAACCACCGCUCCGUGCACCGGGGCCUCCAGCACCUCACCCGUUCCUACCCCGCCACAACCCCGCCCAUCUUCUCCUCCACCACCGUCUUCCUCCUGCGGAAAUACUCCUCCAUCUGGGACGUCACCCUCACCGCCCUCCCCUUCCUGCCUAACCUGAUCUUCAGCCCUCACAGCGAGAACGAGGACCGAGCCCUGUUUUUCGCGACGUGGAGUGAUUAUCGGGCGGCCAGGCGCGCGUUUGGGAAGCAUGCGAGUCAGAUGAGCUGGGAUAGACAUGUUUAUAUGGUGUUGAGUCGGUAUAUGAUGAUGAAUGAUCUGAGGCGGGUCAGGUAGUAGGGUGGAUGGGCUGGACCUCGUUCCCUGAUUUUACACAGCCCCAAUCACGAUGCGAUAUCUUAUUUACGAGCGUCAAUGCGUUUCAUGACUUAUAUCCACGAUGUCUCGCUAUGCACUACCGGGCUUGGUACUCGCCAUCAUCGCGCGAAAUCGGUCCGCGUCAAAUACCUUUGACGGCAUCGGUGCCGACUGGGUGCUUGUUGUGCCUCCCCUACUCCCCACCGUCCGCUCCCC
Fimicolochytrium jonesii is the source of this 761-nucleotide messenger RNA. Its product is annotated as putative deacetylase LmbE-like domain-containing protein. The record is from RefSeq and is a predicted model, not a curated record. The transcript is spliced from 3 exons. Lineage: Eukaryota; Fungi; Chytridiomycota; Chytridiomycetes; Spizellomycetales; Powellomycetaceae. Gene Ontology annotation, cellular component: endoplasmic reticulum. Gene Ontology annotation, biological process: GPI anchor biosynthetic process. Gene Ontology annotation, molecular function: N-acetylglucosaminylphosphatidylinositol deacetylase activity. The coding region runs from base 51 to 524 and encodes 157 amino acids.